CUGGUGGCAGGGGAUACAGCCAUAAUACAGCUUUCUCUGUCCCAGCUGUCUUUUUCAUUACGUUAAAUGCAUUACGAUGGCUGCACUGCUUUAUAAAGGUUCAGGUACAGAAAGGUAUAGAAAGAAAAUAUGCAAACAUGCAUUUUUGUAGUGCCUACUAGCUUCUACAAGAUCUUUGGAUUCUGAAUGUGUUCCUGGCUCUGAUCUAAGAUAUCCUUCCAGUCAUUGGAACAUUUGCUGAAAGGGCUGGUUAAGGUGCCUGAGGAUAUCACCUUUUACAAGGAAUCAUUGUUGUAAAGGAUUUUUAGUGCAUUAUGGCUCAUGCAGCCUCACAGCUAAAGAAAAACAGGGAUUUAGAAAUUAUUGCUGAUGAAGAAAAUGAGAAAAAAAGAAAACACAGGAAAAGAUCCCGGGAUCGGAAGAGAAAGUCUGAUACAAAUGCAAGUUACCUACGAGCUGCUCGGGCUGGCAACCUAGAAAAGGCUCUUGACUACUUAAAAACUGGAGUGGACAUCAACAUUUGCAAUCAGAAUGGGUUGAACGCACUCCAUCUUGCUUCCAAAGAAGGUCAUGUAGAAGUUGUUUCAGAACUGAUAAAGCGAGGUGCCAAUGUGGAUGCAGCAACAAAGAAAGGAAACACAGCAUUGCACAUAGCGUCUCUGGCUGGCCAGACAGAAGUUGUUAAAGUGUUGGUUACAAAUAAGGCCAAUGUCAAUGCACAGUCUCAGAAUGGUUUCACACCAUUGUAUAUGGCAGCCCAAGAAAAUCACCUGGAAGUUGUUAAGUUUCUUCUUGACAAUGGUGCAAGUCAGAGCCUUGCUACUGAGGAUGGUUUCACACCUUUGGCAGUAGCCUUGCAACAAGGCCAUGACCAGGUGGUUUCACUGUUGCUUGAAAAUGAUACAAAGGGAAAAGUCCGUCUUCCUGCUCUCCACAUUGCUGCCCGCAAGGAUAACACAAAGGCUGCUGCUCUGUUGCUGCAGAAUGACCAUAAUGCAGAUGUGGAGUCAAAGAUGCUGGUGAAUAGAACAACGGAGAGUGGUUUUACUCCGCUCCACAUAGCGGCUCACUAUGGAAAUAUUAAUGUCGCUACAUUGCUAUUAAAUCGGAGUGCUGCUGUGGACUUCACUGCAAGGAAUGAUAUCACUCCAUUACAUGUUGCAUCGAAGAGAGGAAAUGCUAAUAUGGUCAAACUCUUACUUGAUCGAGGAGCUAAAAUCGAUGCCAAAACAAGGGACGGGUUGACACCUCUCCACUGUGGAGCAAGAAGUGGGCAUGAACAGGUUGUGAAAAUGCUGCUUGAUCGUGGGGCCCCCAUUCUAUCCAAAACCAAGAAUGGUUUGUCUCCAUUGCACAUGGCAACACAAGGAGAUCAUUUAAACUGUGUUCAGCUUCUGAUUCAGCACAACGUGCCUGUUGAUGACGUCACUAAUGACUAUCUGACUGCACUGCAUGUUGCCGCCCACUGUGGCCACUUCAAAGUUGCCAAGGUUCUCUUGGAUGAGAAAGCUAAUCCUAAUGCCAAAGCACUGAAUGGUUUCACACCUCUUCACAUUGCCUGCAAGAAGAACAGAAUUAAGGUUAUGGAACUUCUCCUGAAACAUGGUGCAUCUAUCCAAGCUGUAACUGAGUCGGGCCUAACUCCAAUCCAUGUUGCAGCCUUCAUGGGACAUGUAAAUAUUGUGUCACAGCUGAUGCAUCACGGAGCAUCACCCAACACUACCAAUGUGAGAGGAGAAACAGCACUACAUAUGGCUGCCAGAGCUGGCCAAGCAGAAGUUGUUCGAUACCUAGUACAAAAUGGAGCUCAGGUAGAAGCUAAAGCUAAGGAUGACCAAACGCCACUACACAUUUCUGCCCGAUUGGGAAAAGCUGAUAUAGUGCAGCAGUUGUUACAGCAAGGAGCAUCUCCGAAUGCAGCCACUACUUCUGGGUAUACACCACUACAUCUUGCUGCUCGAGAGGGACAUGAAGAUGUAGCCUCAGUUCUUUUGGAUCAUGGUGCAUCUUUAGCUAUAAUUACAAAGAAAGGAUUUACUCCUCUGCAUGUAGCUGCAAAAUAUGGAAAAAUUGAAGUAGCCAACCUUCUGCUUCAGAAGAAUGCAUCUCCAGAUGCUGCUGGAAAGAGUGGUUUAACUCCACUCCACGUAGCUGCACACUACGAUAAUCAGAAAGUGGCACUUCUGCUCUUGGACCAGGGAGCUUCACCUCACGCAUCUGCAAAGAAUGGUUAUACACCACUGCACAUAGCUGCCAAGAAAAACCAGAUGGAUAUAGCGACUACAUUGCUUGAAUAUGGUGCUGAUGCUAACGCUAUUACCAGACAGGGUAUUGCCCCUGUACAUCUUGCAUCCCAGGAAGGCCAUGUGGACAUGGUGUCAUUGCUUCUUACUAGAAAUGCUAAUGUGAAUCUUAGCAACAAGAGUGGACUGACACCACUUCACCUGGCUGCUCAAGAGGACAAAGUCAAUGUGGCAGAGGUUCUUGUUAAUCAAGGGGCUGUUGUUGAUGCACCAACAAAGAUGGGAUACACUCCAUUACAUGUUGGCUGCCACUAUGGAAACAUAAAGAUUGUUAAUUUCCUUCUGCAACACUUUGCUAAAGUUAAUGCCAAAACAAAGAAUGGGUACACCCCUCUACACCAGGCUGCUCAGCAGGGACACACCCAUAUCAUUAACGUCUUGCUCCAGAAUGGCGCAUCGCCCAAUGAACUCACUGUGAAUGGGAACACUGCCCUGGCCAUUGCUAAACGACUUGGCUACAUUUCAGUUGUUGACACAUUGAAGAUAGUGACAGAAGAGACCAUGACUACAAUUACUGUAACAGAAAAGCAUAAAAUGAAUGUACCAGAAACUAUGAAUGAAGUUCUUGACAUGUCUGAUGAUGAAGUUCGUAAAGCCUACACCCCUGAAAUUCUCAGUGAUGGUGAAUAUAUGUCAGAUGUUGAAGAAGGUGAGGAUGCAAUGACAGGUGAUACAGACAAAUAUCUUGGGCCGCAGGAUCUAAAAGAGUUGGGAGAUGAUUCCCUGCCUGCUGAAGGAUACAUGGGCUUUAGUCUAGGAGCCCGCUCUGCCAGUCCUAAAAUCAGCCUCCGCUCCUUCAGUUCGGAUAGGUCCUACACUCUGAACCGAAGUUCCUAUGCACGAGACAGCAUGAUGAUUGAAGAAUUGCUGGUACCGUCAAAGGAUCCGCACCUGACAUUUCCAAGGGAAUUUGAUUCUGAUUCUCUCAGACAUUAUAGCUGGGCUGCAGACACCUUGGACAAUGUUAACCUUGUCUCAAGUCCCAUCCAUUCUGGCUAUUCCUCUCCACUUCCCCAGUAUGAUUCAAGUUUUCUGGUUAGUUUUAUGGUUGAUGCACGUGGGGGCUCAAUGAGGGGUAGUCGCCAUCAUGGAAUGAGAAUUAUUAUUCCACCACGCAAAUGUACAGCACCCACCCGCAUCACCUGCCGUUUGGUAAAGAGGCAUAAACUGGCCACCCCACCACCAAUGGUUGAAGGAGAAGGAUUAGCCAGUAGACUGGUAGAAAUGGGGCCUGCAGGUGCACAGUUUUUAGGCCCUGUCAUAGUGGAAAUCCCACAUUUUGGAUCAAUGCGAGGAAAAGAAAGAGAACUGAUUGUCCUUCGCAGUGAAAAUGGUGAAACAUGGAAGGAACACCAGUAUGACAGCAAACAUGAAGACUUAAAUGAAAUUCUCAAUGGAAUGGAUGAAGAGCUGGAUAGCACUGAGGAACUAGAGAAGAAGCGUAUCUGUAGAAUCAUCACAAAGGAUUUUCCUCAGUACUUUGCAGUGGUUUCACGAAUUAAGCAGGAAAGUAACCAAAUUGGUCCUGAGGGAGGUGUUUUGAGCAGUACAACUGUGCCUCAUGUCCAAGCAUCCUUCCCAGAGGGUGCUCUAACCAAAAGAAUUCGAGUUGGCCUCCAGGCUCAACCAGUUCCAGAUGAGAUUGUCAAAAAAAUCCUCGGAAACAAAGCAACUUUCAGCCCUAUUGUCACUGUGGAACCAAGAAGAAGAAAAUUUCAUAAACCUAUAACAAUGACAAUUCCUGUGCCACCCCCUUCAGGAGAAGGUGUGACCAAUGGAUACAAAGGAGACACCACACCUAGCCUUCGACUUUUAUGUAGCAUUACAGGAGGGACUUCUCCUGCUCAGUGGGAAGAUAUCACAGGAACCACUCCACUGACAUUUAUAAAUGACUGUGUUUCUUUCACGACCAACGUUUCAGCCAGAUUUUGGCUUGCAGACUGCCAUCAGGUACUAGAAACUGUCGGCCUCGCCACACAACUUUAUAGGGAAUUAAUAUGUGUUCCUUAUAUGGCCAAGUUUGUGAUAUUUGCCAAAAUGAAUGACCCCGUGGAAUCUAAUUUGCGUUGCUUCUGCAUGACUGAUGAUAAAGUGGACAAAACUUUGGAGCAACAAGAGAAUUUUGAAGAAGUUGCAAGAAGUAAAGAUAUCGAGGUUCUGGAAGGAAAACCCAUUUAUGUUGAUUGCUAUGGAAAUCUGGCCCCUUUGACAAAAGGAGGACAACAGCUUUUUUUUAAUUUUUAUGCUUUCAAGGAAAAUAGACUGCCAUUCUCUAUUAAGAUUAGAGACACCAGCCAAGAGCCUUGUGGUCGUUUAUCAUUUUUGAAAGAACCAAAGACUACAAAAGGACUGCCACAAACAGCUGUUUGCAACUUAAAUAUUACUCUUCCAGCACACAAAAAGGAAACAGAGUCAGAUCAAGAUGAUGAGACGGAGAAAACAGACCGGCGUCAAAGCUUUGUCUCUCUUGCUUUACGUAAGCGCUACAGCUAUCUGACUGAGCCUGGAAUGAAAACAGUUGAACGGAGUGCAGGAGCAACAAGAUCCCUACCUGCUACUUAUUCAUACAAGCCAUUCUUUUCAACAAGACCAUAUCAGUCAUGGACAACAGCUCCAAUUACAGUGCCUGGGCAAACCAAAUCAGGCUUCACUUCCCUAUCAAGCUCUUCCUCCAAUACUCCUACAGCUUCCCCAUUGAAAUCAAUAUGGUCUGUUUCUUCUGCUUCUCCAAUCAAAUCCACAUUAGGAGCUUCUACUACCUCUUCAAUUAAAUCUGUUAAUGACGUAGCAUCUCCAAUUAGAUCAUUUCGGACAAUCUCUUCACCAAUAAAAACCGUUGUAUCACAGCCUCCAUAUAAUAUCCAAGUUUCUUCUGGUUCUUUCAUCAGAGCUCCUGCAGUAACAGAAGCCAGUAAUUUAAAAGGGAUGGCAUCCACUUCAACAUUUCCUUCUCGGACAUCUCCAGUGACUACAGCAGGGUCUCUUUUGGAGAGAUCAUCCAUCACUAUGACACCUCCAGCAUCCCCCAAAUCGAACAUUAACAUGUAUUCUUCAAGUUUACCAUUUAAGUCUAUCAUCACAUCAGCAUCACCACUUUUAACUUCACCUUUAAAGUCAGUGGUGUCUCCUGCUAAGUCAGAAGUUGAUGCUGUUUCAUCGUCUAAAGUCAUGAUGACUUCAUCUCUCUCAUCACCUGUGAAACAUAUACCUGGACCUACAGAUGUAGCAUUGGUUAAUGGAUCCAUGUCACCUCUGAAAUAUCCAUCUUCUGCCAAUGUAAUAACUGGAUCCAAACCUGCAGCUACGUUUCAAGACAAGAUCUCUGCAGCUACAAAUUCUGCAAGUUGUGCUGCUAAUGCAGCCACUGAUACAGUUGAGAAAGUGUUUCCGACCACUACUACAAUGCCACUUUCUCCACUCAGGGCAUUUGUGUCUUCAACACCAUCUGCUUUUCAGUCAAUAAGAACUCCUUCUGCAGGUGCACUAUAUACAUCUUUUGGGUCAAUAUCUGCAACUACCUCAUCAGUAACUUCAUCAACAAUAACAGUGCCAGUAUAUUCUCUAGUCAAUGUUUUAUCUGAACCAGCAUUAAAGAAGCUUCCAGAGUGUUCACUUACAAAAUCGGGAGCUGCAUUACUAUCACCUAGUAAAACAUUGACUACAGAGACACGUACACAACCUCACUUUAGUCGAACUUCAUCUCCUAUAAAAUCAUCCUUGUUUUUAGCACCCUCUGCUCUUAAAUUGUCUACACCAUCUUCUUUAUCCUCCAGCCAGGAGAUAUUGAAAGAUGUUGCUGAAAUGAAAGAGGACCUAAUCAGGAUGACUGCGAUAUUGCAGACAGAUGUAACGGAGGACAAGCCAUUCCAACCUGAACUAACAAAAGAGGGUAGAAUUGAUGAUGAAGAGCCCUUUAAAAUUGUUGAGAAAGUAAAAGAAGACUUGGUAAAAGUUAGUGAGAUACUGAAAAAAGAUGUGUGUUUAGAAAAUAAAGGGUCGACCAGAGUGUCAAAAAGUGAUAAAGGACACUUAUCUGAAGAUGAAUGGGUAGAGUUCAGUCCAGAGGAGAUUGAUGAAGCAAGACAGCAGGCUAUAACGUGCCAUCCUGUUCCAGAAAAAGUGCACAUUAAAGCUAAAGCCGCAUCUGAAAAGGAUUACAAUUUGACAAAAGUCAUUGAUUAUUUAACAAAUGAUAUUGGUAGUAGUUCAUUGGCAACCAUAAAGUACAAGUUUGAAGAGGGGAAAAAAGAUGAAGAGAGACAAAAACGCAUUUUAAAACCAGUGAUUGCUUUACAGGAACAUAAACUUAAAAUGCCUCCAGCCUCCAUGAGGCCUUCUACUUCAGAAAAAGAAUUAUGUAAAAUUGCAGAUUCCUUUUUUGGAACAGAUACUAUUUUAGAAUCUCCAGAUGAUUUUUCUCUACAUGACCAAGAUAAAAGUCCUUUGUCUGACAGUGGCUUUGAAACAAGAAGUGAAAAAACACCUUCAGCCCCACAAAGUGCUGAAAGCACAGGGCCAAAACCACUUUUCCAUGAUGUACCCAUCUCUCCUGUUAUUACAGAAACAAGAACUGAAGUAGUUCAUGUUAUCCGUAGCUAUGAACCAUCAUCAGAAGAGAUUCCAGAGCAGCAAACAGAGGAGCUACCUUCAUUGAAACCUGCACUUGCUUUAAUGGAGUUGGAACAAAAACCCACUGGGUCUAUUAAAGACAAGGUUAAAGCAUUUCAAAUGAAAAGCAGCAGCAGUGAAGAAGAUGACCACAAGUGUGUUCUUAGCAAAGGUGUCCGGGUGAAAGAAGAAACUCACAUCACUACUACAACUAGAAUGGUUUAUCAUAAACCUCCGUGCACCGAAAGUACCUCGGAAAGAAUUGAGGAAACAAUGUCUGUUCAUGACAUAAUGAAAGCCUUUCAAUCAGGACGUGACCCUUCCAAAGAACUGGCAGGUCUGUUUGAACAUAAAUCAUCAGUAACAUCAGAUGUUAGCAAGUCUGCUGAAACUUCACCACACCAUGCUGAGAAGGACAGCAAAAUGAAACCCAAACUGGAGCGUAUAAUAGAGGUCCAUAUUGAAAAAGGUAAUCAGGCUGAACCUACUGAAGUCAUUAUUAGACAAACAAAAAAGCAUCCAGAAAAAGAAAUGUAUGUAUAUCAGAAAGACUUACCUCGGGGAGAUAUUAACUUAAAAGGUUUGGAAAAACAUGAUACUUUUCCUUGUUCUGAUGAACAAGGUCAGCAAGAAGAAGAAGAGCUAACAGCUGAAGAGUCACUUCCUUCUUAUCUGGAAUCUUCUAGAGUAAACACUCCUGUGUCCCAGGAAGAAGACAGUCGCCCUAGUUCUGCUCAACUCAUGUCUGAUGACUCUUACAAAACGCUGAAGCUUUUGAGUCAACACUCAAUAGAAUACCAUGAUGAUGAGUUGUCAGAAUUAAGAGGGGAGUCUUACAGGUUUGCUGAGAAAAUGCUUCUUUCAGAAAAGCUAGAUGUGUCUCAUUCUGAUACUGAGGAGUCAGUUACUGACCAUGCUCUACCCCUUAGUUCAGAGUUACAGGGGUCUGAUAAACGAUGCAGAGAAAAAGUAGCCACUGCCCCCAAAAAAGAAAUUAUCUCCAAAAUCUAUAAAGAUGUGUCUGAAAAUGGUGUAGGUAAAAUGUCUAAAGAUGAUCAUUAUGAUAAAGUGACAGUGUUACACUACACUGGAGAUGUUAGUAGUCCAAAACAUGCCAUGUGGAUGCGCUUUACUGAGGACAGAUUAGACAGAGGUAGAGAAAAGAUGAUGUAUGAAGACAGGGUGGACAGGACUGUUAAGGAGGCAGAAGAAAAACUGACUGAAGUAUCACAGUUUUUUCGGGACAAAACAGAAAAGUUGAAUGAUGAGCUACAAUCUCCAGAGAAAAAGCAACAUAAAAAAAAUGGCAAAGAAAUGCAUUCUAGUCAUAGCUCGGCCAGCAGCAGCCCUGAAAAAGUACUGCUCACUGAAAUAGUGACAUUGAGUGAUGACUGGAGUAAAGUGCGGCAGUAUGGGCAUGAUGGAAAGUGUUCUCCAAAAGCCGAUGAAAGAAAAGCAGCAAGUUUGCCCAGCAGUCCUGAAAGAAGGAUUCUUGCUCAAGAAACAGGGGACUGUAAACAAACUAUGGAACACAAAGGAAAUGCUCUGCAGAGUAAAACAACUGAAGCUUCACAGACUGGAUUUCAGCUAAAACAAUCCAAGCUUAAUUCCAUUAGACUUAAAUUUGAACAAAGUAUAAGUCCAAGGACUAAAGAUCUAUCUCAAGAAGAAAAAAAGCAAGAUAGUCAAUCCAAAAUUCCAGUAAAGAAAUUACAAGAAAGCAAACUACCAGUGUAUCAGUUUUAUGCAAGAGAAAAGCACCCAAAGCAAGUAGAUCUGACAGAAGGAAAUACAUCAUUGCAAAAAGAAUUUACUACUAUGAAAUUGAAAGAAGAUAAUGUCCAAGGUAAAGGAAAAGUUAUAGAAGACAUUUGUGCUUCAGAAGUACAGAAACAGAGUACUGAAACAUCAAGUAAAAGUCUGCUAGAAUAUACUUCUGAACAGCAAGCUAAAGACUUGGCAUAUAGCUCAGACUUACCAGCUAAGGGACAUUGGGACAAAAAAAUCUAUCGAACAUGGGAAAGUCCUGGAGCUUCUAACCAUAAAACACAAAAAGAAAAACUUUCCCAUGUACUUGUUCAAGAUAUGGUGAAAGAAAACCAUGUUGACCAUGCUGAGACUAAAACUAACAAAAAGAGUGAAUUUAUCACUGUGACAGAGAGUGAACACAAAUUGUCAACACAUGGAUCUCAUUCAAAGGAGGUGAAGGAAACAACUGUAAAAUCUCCAUCAAAAAAGGUUCUGUACAGAGAAUUUGUUGUCAGAGAAGGAGAACACACCAAUGAAAUGACAGAUAAAACUUCAAAAAGAAAGGAAUCGUCUGUGUCCCACAUUCCAGUCAGAAUUUCUGAGGAGAAAAGAAUGUCCUCUCCUACCAUUCUUGAUAGUGUUUAUGAUCAGUCAAAAAAAUCAGUAUAUGAACUGUCAGCUAAAGUGUCCCAGUCAACUAUGAUUAAGGAGCAAGUUCAGAGAGAAUUUGAUUAUGUAGAAGAUGAAAAAAUAAAACAUUCAAAAGUCACUAAAGUUACCAAGCAACAAGGUUCCAUAGUGUUAAGUCCUCCAGUGGAGGAAACUGAAAUAUCCCCUAGCAAAUCACCUGAUUCUUUAGACUUUAGUCCUGGAAAGGAAUCUCCUUCAAGUGAGGUAUUUGACCCUAGUCCCAUUGAUUACUUGGAUAAAGUUGCACCUUUAGUAAAUAGUGAGGGAGUGAAAGAGAUAAAGACUUUGCCAGUUUAUGUCAGUUUUGUUCAAGUAGGAAAGCAGUAUGAAAAGGAGGUGCAACAAGGAAAUGUAAAAAAAAUUGUAAGUCAGGAAAGUAAGACGGUACAAGAGACUAGGGGGACAUUUUAUACAGCUAGACAGCAAAAACAACCUCCUUCUCCACAAGGUAGUCCAGAAGAUGACACACUAGAACAAGUAUCCUUUAUAGAUAGCUCUGGGAAAAGCCCUUUAACACCAGAAACACCCAGCUCAGAGGAAGUGAGUUAUGAGUUUACCUCUAAAACACCCGACUCACUAAUAGCUUAUAUACCAGGCAAGCCCAGUCCCAUACCUGAGGUUUCUGAGGAAUCAGAAGAGGAAGCAGAGGCUAAGUCAACCUCUGUAAAACACACAGCAGUGGAAGCACCAAAAAUUGACAAAAUAUUGCCUAAUAAUAUAAACAAAGACUCUAACAAAAGACCCAAAAGUAACAGAGUUGCCUACAUUGAAUUCCCACCUCCUCCACCAUUAGAUGCAGAUCAAGCUGAGUCAGAAAAGAAUCAUCGUUAUUCCCCUGAGAGUGAAAUGGAGAUGAUAGAAGUAAAUCUGCAAGAUGAACACGACAAAUGUCAACUGGCUGAACCAGUCAUAAGAGUACAGCCACCUUCCCCCGUGCCACCGGGAGCAGAUGUCAGUGACUCUAGUGAUGAUGAAUCGCUCUAUCAACCAGUUCCAUUAAAAAAGUAUACUUUUAAAUUAAAAGAAGUUGAAGAUGACCAGAAAGAAGCCUCAAAACCCAAAGUUUCUGACAAGAGUCAGAACCAGAAAGAGUUAGAGUAUCCCAGUUCUGGAAAACCUAAUGAGUUUGACAUUGGUCUUGAGUCACCCCAGAAUGACAUAGCACAAAAUGGGACUAAUGACCAGUCUAUCACCGAGUGUUCCAUAGCAACCACUGCAGAAUUCUCUCAUGAUACAGAUGCAACUGAAAUUGACUCUCUUGAUGGUUAUGAUUUACAAGAUGAAGACGAUGGUUUAACUGAGAGUGAUUCUAAACUUGCAGGUCCAGCAGUAGAAACCAAAAAGGAUAUAUGGACUACAGAGGGCAUUUUAAAACAGACUGAUCGUUGCUUUAGCCAAAGUAAACUGGAAGUUAUUGAGGAGGAAGGAAAGGUAGGCGCUGAAGAAGACAAGCCACUUUCAAAAGGUACAGGUUCUGAAAAGACUGAGCAGAAGUCAGGUGCACAGUUUUUCACCUUGGAAGGCAGACACCCCGACAGAACUGUGUUUCCUGAUUCAUAUUUCAGUUACAAAGUAGAUGAAGAAUUUGCAACACCUUUUAAAACAGUAGCUACCAAAAGUCUGGAUUUUGAUCCAUGGUCCAAUAAUCGAGGAGAUGAUGAAGUGUUUGAUACUAAAUCAAGGGAUGAUGAGGCUAAGCCAUUUGGUCUGGCAGUAGAAGACAGAUCGCAAGCAACAACACCUGAUACAACUCCAGCCAGAACUCCAACAGAUGAAAGUACUCCAACUAGUGAGCCCAACCCCUUCCCAUUUCAUGAAGGGAAGAUGUUUGAGAUGACUCGCAGUGGUGCAAUUGACAUGAGCAAGAGGGAUUUUGUUGAAGAAAGACUCCAAUUUUUUCAGAUUGGUCCACAGAGUCCAUGUGAACGAACAGACAUAAGGAUGGCAAUUGUAGCUGAUCAUCUGGGACUUAGCUGGACAGAACUGGCAAGAGAACUGAAUUUUUCUGUGGAUGAAAUUAAUCAAAUCCGUGUAGAAAACCCCAAUUCUCUGAUUGCUCAAAGUUUCAUGUUAUUAAAAAAAUGGGUUACCAGAGAUGGGAAAAAUGCUACAACUGAUGCCUUAACCUCUGUAUUGACAAAAAUUAACCGAAUAGAUAUUGUGACCCUGUUGGAAGGACCAAUAUUUGAUUAUGGAAACAUUUCAGGCACCAGAAGUUUUGCAGAUGAAAAUAACGUUUUUCAUGAUCCCGUUGAUGGUUAUCCCACCAUUCAAGUGGAACUGGAAACUCCCACUGGGUUGCGCUUCAUGCCAACCACCCCUUUCCAUCAAGAUGAUUUCUUUAGUGAUAUCUCUAGUAUAGAGUCACCCCUUAGAACUCCUAGUAGACUGAGUGAUGCAUUAGUGACUUCACAGGGAAAUAUAGACGGUACAGCAGGAGGACCUCCAGUGGUGAUUGAAGAAGAUACUUCACUGGAAGACAGCAAACCUGAUUUCCCAGUACCUAAAGAAAGAACACCUAAAGAUAUGUCUGUAGGCCAAAGCCAUUUGGAGGAAGUGGACCUGAAUGAUUAUCCUCGGUAUCUUGGUAGUUAUGGUGGGAUAUCAAAAGAUGCUAAGUACUCAAAACAAAUACAGAGUGAAGAGACUAGUCAAACAGGAGUGAGAACUGAACAGCAUGAGAGAGAAAAGUCUGGUACUGAUGAGGAGAUGACAGAAGAAAAGCUUAAAUCUCUGUUUGAGGACAUUCAUCUUGAAGAAGGAGUUGAGUCUGAGGAGAUGACGGAAGAAAAAGUGUGGUCUAUUCUUAAAGAUGUUCAGCAAGCAGAACAGGAAAUGUCUUCAAUUACAGGUUGGCAGAGUGAGGCAUCAAGUAUCCAUGUUGAACCACCAACGCCUGGGCGCAGAAUAAGUGGUGAACUACUAGAUCGGCUAGAUGAUAGCCCGGACCAAUGUAGGGAUUCUAUUACCUCAUAUCUGAAAGGAGAAACUGGGAAAGUUGAAGCCAAUGGAAGCCGCACAGAAACUACAACAGAAGUAAAGACUAAAUCUUAUGUUCAAGAGUCCGUAAACAAAGCGGGAAAACAGAGUGACAAGGAAACUCUGAAACCAAAAACACGAAGUUCUGUCCAUACUGAAGAGCAAACAUUAUUAACAUCGUAUCAGAAAUCUUUAGAAGAGACCAGCAAGCCAACAGUAGAAGAGCCUAAAACCUCUGUGCCUGUCAGCAUGAAGAAGAUGAGCUGGAAAACUCCUGAAGAUAGCAAGCCAAGAGCAAACAUCCAGGAAGAGGCGGGAGCAGCAACGUCUGAACAAAAGGAAUUUAGUGACAGUGACAUUGAGAUUCAGAGUGAGUCGAGCUCAGAUGAGGAACAGAGAAUCACUACAAGAGUUUAUCGCCGGCGUGUGAUUCUGAAGGGUGAGGAAGCAAAAAAUAUUCCUGGUGAAUCAGUAACAGAAGAACAGUUUACCGAUGAAGAAGGCAACAUCAUCACAAGAAAAGUCACCCGGAAAGUAAUAAGACGUGUUGUUAUCCCACAUGAGAGAAAAGUUGGUGAAAUGCAGGGAGAAGGUUAUAAGGUUAAGACAAAGAGAGAAGUCAGACAUGUGGAGAAGAAGAGUUAUUCAUAACAGCAGAACACUGAAGGGAUUGUGUGCUUUUACUGCCAGUAUUCUAGACAGACACUAUGGAAGAAAAAUCAACAGGAAUUAAACAUUCACUGAUACAAGUGUGCGUGUGUUUGCUGCUUCCACACAUUAACCGCAUGUUUUUUAUGCAAAAAAAAACAAUAAAAAUUUAAUUUAGCAUGAGCCAAUUUACAGAGCAUGGAAAUUCACUUUCAUUCACAGGAUUGGAGAGUGUGCAAUUAACAAUGCAGUGUAUAUACAAGAUUGCCAUGCUGUUAACAGCUUUAUUUCAAGCAAUUUGAUGUCAUCAUAAAAGAAAUAAAUUCCUGUGGUCAGAAGGACAUAAGAAGAUGAAAUGGUUAAAACAUGGAAAGACACUAAAAUUACUAAAUCCACAACAGCUCGCCUUAUUUUUCUUGGACCCAAACUGUCAGGGUAUAAAACACUAUUUGUUUCUUUUUUAAACAUCAAUAGUUUUGCUGUAAAUAAAUAACACUGUAUAAAUUCUAACAGAAAAUAGAAUAAAUGUUGAUAAGGCACUGCCUCUUAGAUCACAAACAGAAUAUUGCAAAUGCAUCAAACAGAAUAGGUGUCUCAAAUGGCUACACCUACGAGGAUAUUCUGGGUGUAUCUUCACAGAUUCUUGUAUAUUAGCAAUUAUAAUGUUUGUAUAUGCAAAAAUGCUAGCUUGAUUUUAAAAAAAUCUUUAAAAUCUGCUGCAAAUUUAAAUGAUUCCCAAAAUGAGGAAUUCUGUAGUUCUGUGAAAACUUUUCUUCAGAGUACUAAUAUUUUGAUGCAUGUGUUUCACCUUAUUUUGAUUAAAUCUUUUCCAGUUUUGCAAACACUAUACUGCAACAUGAUAAAUAGGAUUUUAUCUGUAAACACAAAGCCCUUCAUCUAAUAUUUGUUGCUGUUGCCAAUUUUUCAAUGAAAUGACCUAACAACAUACCAUAUACAGUAGUUGCAUUAUGGGGAGGGGGGUGCUAUCUGUUCUCGCUUUAUAAUGGGGGUAAUGCUUGCAGCUUUAGAACUGGGUUGGUGCUCUUAUAAAGCACAAGUUUGGGAUAUUUUAAAAUGAACCGAAGAGAAAUUAUUAGCUAAUAGACUGGCAGCACGCUGUAAAAUUAUUACUGUAUUGUGUACUGGCUAUAAGAUGUAGAAUCUUUCAGUAAGCCAAUCAUCUGUAAUCAUUCUAGCAGUGUAAUAUUAGGUUGUUAAGGCUGCUGUGUUUUAAAGGGCAUUUUUAUUUGGGUUUUGGUGAAAUACUUUAAUUUGUUGAUUAUAUUCAUAUGAAAACAACAUUCAUUGAUAAUAGCUCUAAUUACGUAUGUAUGAAAACAACAUACACUGGAUGAUCUAGCUGAUUAUUUAAGCAUAAAAUAAAUUGUGUUAAAACUCUUCAA
Molecule: messenger RNA, 14380 nt
Organism: Trachemys scripta elegans
Lineage: Eukaryota; Metazoa; Chordata; Testudines; Emydidae
Gene: ANK3
Product: ankyrin 3
Exons: 50
Coding region: 315-12980 (4221 amino acids)
Biological process (GO): signal transduction; regulation of cardiac muscle contraction; protein localization to T-tubule
Cellular component (GO): T-tubule
Molecular function (GO): protein binding
Source: RefSeq, a predicted model, not a curated record